Trichoderma atroviride IMI 206040 is the source of this 1357-nucleotide messenger RNA. RefSeq lists its product as uncharacterized. Gene Ontology annotation, biological process: SRP-dependent cotranslational protein targeting to membrane. The record is from RefSeq and is a predicted model, not a curated record. Lineage: Eukaryota; Fungi; Ascomycota; Sordariomycetes; Hypocreales; Hypocreaceae. Gene Ontology annotation, cellular component: signal recognition particle, endoplasmic reticulum targeting.
GGAAGCAUGGUUGAACAUGGGCGGAGUGAUUGCCGCAUAUUUAGAUCUUGUAUAGCGGCGACUCUUAAAUAUAUAGCCGCGGAAUGAUGAGGUGAAAUUCGUGUAUGUAGAUGCAAAUUGGUUUAAGAAAAGAUACACAGUAAGGCCCAAGAGUUUAUAUUGUUGAUAACACAGAUAGACUCGCGUCUCCCCAUUUUUCAGCCUCGAAUAAGCAGCAAUAGCGAUAAUAGCAGCAGUGCCUAACUUGAUGACAUUACCACGCUCCUAGAAUGCUAGAUACUAAUUCUCAAUAUAUCAAAAAUUGUAAUAUGAAAAGAGUAAAUACACAAUACUCGAAUAUUUUCUGCAUUGCAUUGUCCAUAAAUAGCACCUAUCAAUUCUAUUCCCACCCUAUACUCGCAAUAGCCCAACUCAAGCUCCCACACCAGGCACAUGUACCUCGUACCUCAACCCCGCAGCCCCACCUAAAAUUGGCCAAGCCAGCAUUCAAUCGACAACCUCAACCUCAACCUCAGCCUCGUCUUCAAACCUCUCCAAAUCUCCAUCGCCAACCGCAGCCUCUCUCUUCAACCUCGGUACAUAUACAACACGCCCAAUCAGUCGCAUAUAUACAUGGAGUCGCGCAAAUCAUAGCACCUCACUCUUCCAAUGCCCUACUUCAAAACGAGCCAGGAAUGGCUCGACCACUCCGUCGCUCUCCUUGAGGCUCGACCCUCCUCAACUCGCGUCACCACCAGAUACUCCAUCAAACCCGUCAAGCCCCGCAAACAAACCACCACCAGCUCCGGCGACGAAUCAUCAACAGCCCCCUCAGGCCCCAGAGCCCCGCGCGGCAGCCUCGUCCUCAAGACAUACGACCCCGUCAGCGGCGUGACGCUCAAGUACCGCACCACAAAGGCCGCAGAGGUUACGCGCCUCAUGUCCGCCGCGCUGGGUCGUCUGGGCAAGGCCAUGGCUGGCAUCCAGGACGUGCCGGAAGAGACGAUGCAGGAUGCUGAUGCGGUGGAGACGCCGCAGGGAGAACAGACGCCGCAGCAGGUUGCGACUGGAGGAGGCGCAGGAGGAGGCGGUGGAAAGAAGAAGAAGAAGGGCAAGAAAUAAGCUGGGGAUGGAUCGAGAGGGGGACAAGUGGCCUGCUUUCUGAUGGACGUGAAUCUAGACAUGGACAUGGGACAGAUAGUUAAUAGAAACGGACAUGGGACAGAUGAGGAAAAGAGCCAUGGGGGACAAUUUGCGUACGGGACACGGCUUAGCGACAUAGGAAAGGCGUACCAGACGAAUAUCUAGAAAUGUAUAUGCAUACACACAUCACACAUCACACAUCACGACGCACAAAAGAGAGUUCAAGGUAAUCGUC